Capronia epimyces CBS 606.96 is the source of this 573-nucleotide messenger RNA. RefSeq names its product GAF domain-containing protein. Gene Ontology annotation, molecular function: L-methionine (R)-S-oxide reductase activity; protein binding. The coding region runs from base 1 to 573 and encodes 190 amino acids. Lineage: Eukaryota; Fungi; Ascomycota; Eurotiomycetes; Chaetothyriales; Herpotrichiellaceae. The record is from RefSeq and is a predicted model, not a curated record. The transcript is spliced from 3 exons. Gene Ontology annotation, cellular component: cytosol.
AUGGUCAGUAGCCUCUCCGCGCCGCCGAGACGGUCCAUCCAUGUCCAUCCUCACGCUGAUGCAGCGAACUUCUCCAGCGGCCUAGACAAGCCGGCUGCAUACGCGCAACUCUUGGACUCCCUUACCACCCUUGUUGCUGACCAGCGGAACUGGGUGGCCAAUACCGCCAACACCGCCUCGCUGCUCUGGCACCUGUUCCACUCGCUCCCGGGCCCUUCGGCGGCCGUCAACUGGAGCGGCUUCUAUGUCCUCGACCCUCUUGACCAAGAUCAGUUGAUCCUUGGCCCUUUCAUGGGCAAGGUCGCCUGCCAGACGAUUCGGAUCGGGAAGGGUGUGUGCGGUGCUGCAGCCCAGCAGGGCACAACCGUGCUGGUGAAGGACGUUGAUCAGUUCCCGGGCCACAUUGCAUGCGAUGGUGAUAGCCGGAGUGAGAUUGUGGUUCCAAUCAAAGCCGGCGGAAAGGUCGUCGGUGUCAUCGACAUUGAUUGUGCAGAAGUUGGUGGCUUCGACGAGCAGGACCAGAAAGGUCUUGAGUCCAUUGCAGACUUGCUGGCCAAAUCCUCGGACUGGUAG